CAUUGUAAGCUAGCGCGCUUGUUGACGUGGAAGAGAGCCUUAUGCAUAAUGGCUGAUACGAAAGUAGAUUUACCCGCCGAUGGCGCCUCUGGUGUACAAAAUACAAACGCGACUUCACAGCCCAACAACCCGCUAUCUAGAAAGCUAAAUAAAAUAUUGGAGACGAGGCUUGACAAUGACAAGGAGAUGCUGGAGGCCCUCACAGCUCUUUCUGUGUUCUUCACCGAGAACAGCUUACGCACCCGAAGGAACCUGCGUGGUGACAUCGAGCGACGAAGCCUGGCCAUUAAUGAGGACUUUGCACGAAUAUUUAAAGAAGUAAAAGAGGAGCUUGAGAAUGUCCAUGAGGAUGUUCAGGCCAUGAGUACGUGCUGUGCAGAAAUGACCAGCAGGUUAAAGGCUGCCAAGGAGCAGACUCAAGACUUGAUAGUGAAAACCAACAAGCUUCAAGGAGAAAAUCAUCGCCUGGAGGUGAGGGCUCAGGUGGCUCAGGCCUUUCUUGCCAAAUUCCAGCUGUCCAACGAGGAGAUGAGCACACUGCGGGGAUCCAGGGAUGCACCCAUCACUGAGGAUUUCUUCAGAGCUCUCAGCCGAGUGAAGCGCAUCCAUGAGGAUGUGAAGAUACUCCUGCGAACCAACCAGCAGACUGCAGGGCUGGAGAUCAUGGAGCAGAUGGCUGUCUUGCAGGAGGCGGCGUAUGAGCAACUGUACCGCUGGGCUCAGAACGAGUGCCGGGCUCUGACCCAGGAGACGUGCGAUAUCAGCCCUGUGUUGACUCAAGCCAUGGAGGCCCUGCAGGAUCGCCCCAUCCUUUACAAGUACACCUUGGAUGAGUUUGGGACUGCGCGCAGGAACGCAGUAGUGCGGGGCUUCAUUGACGCCCUGACACGCGGCGGGCCUGGCGGAACCCCGCGCCCUAUUGAGAUGCACUCACACGAUCCUUUGAGAUACGUGGGAGACAUGUUGGCCUGGCUGCACCAAGCCACUGCCUCUGAGAAAGAACAUCUGGAAGCUCUGCUCAAGCAAGUCUCCCUGCAGGGUGUGGAGGAGAACAUGCAGGAGGUAGUUGGACACGUCACAGAGGGAGUGUGUAGGCCUCUGAAAGUGCGGAUCGAGCAGGUGAUCGUGGCCGAGCCGGGGGCGGUGCUGCUGUAUAAGCUGUCCAACCUGCUGAGGUUCUACCACCAUACCAUCAGCUCCAUCGUGGGGACCAGCGUGGCUUCUUUGCUCAUGACCAUGGAGGAGAUGCACAUACUCAGCAAAAAGAUGUUCUUCAACAGCCUCAGCCUUCAUGCAAGCAGACUAAUGGACAAGGUGGAGCUCCCGCCUCCUGACCUGGGACCCACAGUUUCCCUCACCCAUACGCUGUCCCUCCUCAGGGAGAUACUGGCCUCUCAUGACUCCUCCGUGGUUCCCUUGGGUGCACGGCAGGCCGACUUUGCCCAGGUGCUCUCGUGCAUCCUGGACCCCCUCCUGCAGUUGUGCACCGUGUCGGCCAGUAAUCUGGGCACCGCCGACAUGGCUACCUACAUGGUGAACUCGCUGUACGUCAUGAAGACCACACUGGCUCUCUUUGAGUUCACUGACAAGAGGCUGGAGAUGCUUGAGUUUCAGAUUGAGGCUCACCUUGACACACUGAUCAACGAGCAGGCGUCCUACGUCCUGACCAGAGCCGGCCUCAGCUACAUCUACAACUGUGUCCAGCAGCACAGCGCCGAGCAGGGACCUCUGUCCCUCCUGCCCAGCAUGGACGUCUCCUCAGUGAAAGCAGCCAUGGUCCAGUUUGAUCGCUACUUGUCGUCGCCUGACAGCCUGGUGAUGCCGCAACUCAACUUCCUGCUCAGCGCUGCCAUCAAGGAUCAGAUAUUCUACCAGUCCACUGAGCUAGUGUGUCGGGCAUACGGGGAGGUCCACUCGGCACUGAGCAGCCCAGCUAAUGCCUACAAAGACCCCGAGCACCUGGUACCCAGGUCCCCCCAGCAGGUUCGAGCCUUGCUCUCGUGAGAGAGAGAGAGACUUCUGGCAGCGCGGGACGUCGUGCAGGUUAUUUAAAGACUGUUGUCAUGUGUAAUAACACAGACGUGGACAAAUGUGGCCACUUAGGUGGGGUUUCUGUGGGGACGUGAGUCAUGUCCGACAGAGACGUGUCUGUCUGUGGCAGCUCGGGAAUAUUGUUAUUGCGUUAAUACACCGCAAAGACCUUUUCUAUCAUUGACAUAAAACAGAUGUUUGUGCUGAAUGAAAAAAAAUACUUUUUUUUGGUCAUUCUUCCAUGUGUAAAAGUGGUCAGGAAGAUGAUGUUUCGGGGAUGAAAUACUGUGGAACAUCUCAGGGCUGACAAAACACUGUCAGACAACACUACGCUCUAAACAGUGCAAAAUGUACAUUUUUGACAUUUUUUGACUGGUUUUAACAUUUUGACAGGAGUGUACUUGCUAGACAUUGAUCCCUCCUGCCACACCAGGUGCGUAUGAGGUGUUAAGUUACAAUGCCAUUUACUGCACGCAGUUGAAACGUAGAGCUACAUUGACAGUCCCAUCAAGAUGUGUUAAUAAGCCAGGGCCAACAUGUAGCGCCACAUGUCCUGUCUAUAUGGCAGGCUGCAUUGUAUGACUGUAUGGGCAAACACUGUUGUUACCUUAAGGCCCUGUCACACCUUGACGAUUUAGCCAGCGUACGCCAACGUAUGAAAAAUUUGGCCAAUACGCUGGUGUACGUCGAAUAAGUUAUGGGUAAGUUAAGAGCACGCUGAAGCACGCGUACGUGCAUACGUCGUAGUACGUCCAAGUUGUCCAAAAAUUUUGUGCAUGCACAAAACUUUUCGACGUAUGUCAACGUAUGAUUCAUAUAUCCCACAUACGCGGGCAAUAGGUUAUGCGAUCGUUGACGCCCGUUCACACACGUUAUUUGUAAGUUACGCACAAGUCGUAAUACGUCAACAUACCUUGGGACAAAACUGUGUCUUCUUGGCUCUCUUCUUGGCAAGGGUUGGCUGAGUGGAGAUGGAGGCAACUGGGGAAGCAGCUUCCGAUACCAUUGAUGAUGCCUGAGAGGCGUUACAACCCGCGUCAUCGCCAUCAGAGUGAGAGUGGGAGGGGGAGGCUGUGGGUGGUGAUGGAUCCCUCCGUCACUGCCCUGAUACUUCUUGGCAGCGGUCUUCUAAAUUUUCUCCGACAUGAUGGUGAUGUUGACACUGCGAUGUCUAGUGAGGUUAUGAUUUGAGUCAUCAAGCGGCAGCCUUUUUAUAGGCUACGGCACGUCAUCAUCGGCCAUACGCUGCCACACGGUUUGCAUAAGUUAGACUGGUGUUGGGCAUAAGUUGUGAACGCCGGCAACACGCUACGUAUUCAAUGGUAUAAGUUGUCUAUAAGUUAUAGAAACGUUCUAUAUAAGUUACUAAUACGUCAUGUAUACGUCGAAGUCGUUAUGAAUACGCUAUGUAUACGCCCAAAAUUGAAAAACACUUCGACAGUUCAACGUAUGCCAUCAAAAUGAUCACGUCGGGCAUGCGCUGGCAAAACCGUCAAGGUGUGACAGGGCCUUUACCAAGGUAAGUCCAAGUGAGUUUUGUCUCUGUAAUGCUCACCGUUUGUACAUUCAAAACCGCCUUUCAUUUAUGAAAACAUUACAUUUAGAAAGUUGGCCAAAAUGCAGAUCAGACUAAACUGCCGUCAGAUGAUUACUAAAUGACAUUCUACAUCAUCGGCCACAUUAUUAGAUAUACCAAUGUUGAAUAAAAUCCAGGACAAGAGCUUUAUCAAAACCUCUUCCUUUGCAAACUGCAUUAAUAUCCUUGUAAAGCCAGCCUUAUUUGGAUGCCACUCUUGUAUGGGAUUUCAUGACGUGGUGUAUAUGUGUCUAUCAUCUAGUCCAACUAUCAUAAUGUUUGUGUGGCAAUUUACAGCUGUCAGAAGUUGGUGCUUCGGCGUAACGGUGGCGACACAACUGCGUCACACAAACAUGGUGCACACGCAUGCAGUGCAGAGUGCAAGGGGCCAUGAAACAGGAGAAAAGAAGUGAAUAUGAAUCCAGUGUGUGGUUAAGACAUCAGGCCUCAUGGCAGCGGGACCUGCCAAGGGUCACUCUAGUUCGCCGGAUGUUGCUCUGAUAUCAUUGGCCGGUACAUGGGGUUCUGGGAAUACAUGGGAUGCCUAAGCAUCUGGAUGGCGCUCAGGACACCUUUAAAUAGAUGCUCUCUCUCUCUCUGUUUUCCAGUCCCGCUCCAUUCGACACCGGAAUAUCUGGUGUUUCUGCCCCCCAUGGCCGAGAGCGGGAGGACAUUUUAGCAGCAGGCUUGUUGUGUAAGAUAGGGCCUUGAGCGUAUGUGAGUUCGCACGGCAGCGGUACACAUGACAGGUCCUUCCUCCUAAUGAGAUGCGACAGGUGAUGGAGUCACCACUUAGAGGUGCAAACAUCCAUCAUGCGCUCCAUAUCACUCCACCUUUGCCCGUUCAAGCACAACACUGCCAGGAAUCUGGGUUAAAAGACAGUAUGGAGCCUUUUAUUAUUCAAAUGUCAUCUGGAUGCACUAAAACUCACUUUUUGAAAAUAUUGGCUAAAUAGACAAAAGUAUGCUUUUUUUUAGUCGUAUGCUUGUCAGUGUGUUAGAGUUCAAUUAACAUUUGAUACAUAGUGUUGUGGAAAAAACAUUCCUGAUUUCUAAUUUUUUUGCAUGUUUGUCACACUUAAAUGUUUCAGGUCAUCGAACAAAUAUAAAUAUUAGUCAAUGACAACACAACUAAACACAAAAUGUGUUUUUUUUUAAAGGAAACUUUUUAUUAUUAAGGGGGGAAAAAAAAUCCAAAGCUACAUGGUCCUGUGUGAAAAAGUGAUUGCCCCUAAGCCUGAAAACUGGUUGGGCCAACCUUAGCAGCAACAACUGCAAUCAAGCGUUUGUGAUAACUUGUAAUGAGUCUCUUACAGCGCUGUGGAGGAAUUUUGGUCCAUUCAGCCGUUCAGAGGUGGACUUUCUGGUGUGUACUGGAUCACUGUCCUGCUGCAGAACCCAAGUUGGUUUCAGCUUGAGGUCACCAACAAAUGGCCGGACAUUCUCCUUCAGGGAUUUUUCAGAAACAGCAGAAUUCAUGGUUCCAUGUAUCAAAGCAACUCUUCCAGGUCCUGCAGCAGACCAUCACACUACCACCACCAUAUUUUACUAUUGGUAUGAUGUUCUUUUUCUGAAAUGUGGCAUUACUUUUUACGCAAGAUGUACACCUUCCUAAAAGUUUAACUUUUGUCUCGUCUGACCGCAGAGUAUUUUCCCAAAGGUCAAGAUCUUUUCUGGCCAAAUUGAAAUGAGCCUUAAUGUUCUUUUUAUUCAGCAGUGUUUUGUUUUGUUUUUUUGGCCGGCCACUCCUGGGAAGGUUCACCAUUCUUCCAUGUUUUCACCAUUUGUGGAUAAUGGCUCUCACUGUGGUUCGCUGGCGUCCCAAAGCUUUAGAAAUAUCUUUUAUAACUAUUUCCAGGCUAAUGGAUCUCAAUUGAUCUCAACUACGUUAUUAUUAACGGGUGGCAAUCACUUUUUCACACAGGGCGUUAUCUGUGGCCUUCCAGCCAAUAGCUACUUUUCUUACUGAGGAGUUGUCAACAUUGAUGCCAACCGCCAUAAUAUUGAAGAAGACAUUUGUAGACGGUCUCGCUGCCGGCUUCUCCUCGAGAUCAAUAUGAGUCAGACUGCACAGAAGACGACACGUUGUGAUAAAAACUGGGUUGUAGCUGUUUAUCUGUGUUGCCACGGUUGGAAAGGAAGUUUGAAUAUGUGAAUAUGUUUCUAACUUUACCGCAGUCUCUUUUACGUUAUCUCGCAAAAGAGUUUUGCGAGGGAACGCUAAAGUUCGUUCUUUUUUAAAAAAAAAAAAUUUACACUUUUUUUUUUUUUUUUGUCCAUGUCCCCUCCGGGGCUCCAUAGGAAAAAGAAUGUUACGAGAAUAAAAUCAAAAUAUGGGAAUUAAUAAUUAUGAGAAGAAAAUUUACAAGAACAAAACAAAGGAAAAAUUGAGGAACAGCUGUAAUUUUAGGAGAACAAAGUUCAAAUUUUAAUUUUACAAGAAUAAAGUCAUAUUAUGAGAGAAAAUAAUGCCUUUUUAGUAGCAUAGAGUUGAAAUAUUAAAGAAAAAAUGUGUUGUUUAAAAUUUUAAAUAUUACGAGAAACAAACAAAACUAAAUAAAGUUCAAAUUUUUAGAAAUUUAGGUUUCUAUUUAAUAUUAGUGGUUACAUUAUGACAAUGAUGUCCAAAGUGUGGCCCGAGGGACAUUUGCGGCCUACGGCACGCUCAACAUUAACAAGACACAACAGCAAAGAUGGAAAAAUCCGCAGUAACUUUACAAGAAUAACGUCAAAAUAUUAAAAGAAAAAAGUGGAAGCGGAAAAAGUCAAAAUAUUAUGGGAAUAAAGUCAUAAUUACGAGAAGCAAAUUAACAUGAACAAAGUUUAAAUAGUUGUGAAAGUGUAUUUAAAAAAAAAAAACAGGAAAAAAAAACAGCUCUAAUUUUAGGAGUUAAAAUAUUAAGGGGGAAAAAAUGCAAAAAAAAGUGUCAAUUUUCCGAGAAUAAAAUAAUGUCUUUUUAGUUGCAUAGAGUGGAAAUAUUAAAGAAAAAAUGUGAAAUAUUAAAGAAAAAAAAUGUUAUUUUUUUGUAAAAAGAGAAACAAACAAAAUAAAGUUGUACUUUUUGGAAAAUUAGGUUGGGGAAAAAGUUCUAAUAUUAUGGGUAAAGGGGGUAAAGUCCAGAUACUAUGGGAAUAAAGUCCUAAUAUUACAAGAAGAAAAAUUACAAAGGUUAUUUAAGAAAAAAGUACAAAUAGUUGGACAAGAAGAGCGAAGUUUAGGCUCAUAAUUUAGUCUUUUUUCUUAUAUCUCAAAGCUGAGAUACAGUUUUUUCAUGAACUACAGUAUAUCAUACAAAAUAUCAAAGUGGCAAAGUUGCAUCCUUUCAUUUUUCACUAUGUGUACCUCGCUAGAAAAGGUUUGGACACCCUUCCUUAUGAGGUCGUAUGAAGAGUGGGUAGAAAUGUUGUGUCUGCUGAGUUUCAAAACAAACCAAAAAUGAAUGAAUGAUUUUGAAGACAAUGUAAAAACAAGUUCUGGGAAAUCAAUAACGAAAAAGCCAUGGACUUUGUGCCAGCAGGACAUGUCCAAACAGGAGCACUAUAAAGCUGCGUGCUGUUAAUGUGUCAUCCGACAUAUCCUUAUAUGAUCUCUGACUGUUAUUGCUUUUUUUUUUUUUUUUUUUACCUGACAAUACUUUGUAUGUUACACAAAUACGCUCUCCACCGCAUUGUAAUUAUUUCUCCACUUUUGUUUUUGGGGAAUGGUUACCUCAUGUCAGCUACCCUCUCAGUGGAGGCCAUUAUGUAAUGGCUCUAUUAGCGCAGGAAGAGGGACACUGUGAAGUAGUGACCUGAAACCCAAGUGCACACUAAUUAAUUGUCUUUUCUUAUUCUGCCGCGUUCCCAUCGGCCCUAUCCAUUGGCAAGCAUACAGUACGGCGCCGCCGCCACCUCAGAAAGCUGCCUCCAGAGUCGUCUGCGCUGGUGAUUUUGACACAUACGAUGGCGUUAUUAAUGCGGGUCCAUCUGGCGACGCCGAGGACCGGGCCCUGGGCUGACCAGAUGCAUGUCCAGGUGGCCUGAUAAACAAAGCCUAUCAGAGACGUUGGCGUUUGCUUAGUGGUGGGUUGAGAGCACAGCGCACACAUGACUGGCUCCCCGCGGGCAAAGAUUAGCCAAUGAUGGAGCGCCAGCCGUCGCCCUUCUGGAAAAGACCCCCCUUCUCUUGACAGUGGCCCAGAAUGCUUGCAUGUGUGCAUCAUUGUGCUCGCUUCUCCUCCCAGAAGAAACGCCUUUGCUUUUGCUGCCGUGAACACUUUGUACAACACACACAAGCACGUCCUUUGGGCCCUGAAAUGUUGACGCUAAUGACCAAAAACGCUCCCCUUGUUGCGUCGUACUGACCCGUAAAUACCCCCCCUCACCUCGCAAGACUGAUUAGAGCAAAGCAGGACGAGUGGACUCAUUUUGAACACAUUUGAAUAUUCACACAAGGAUCUUUAAUGGAGUUUGGAACAAGAACAUGUCACAAAUUCACUGUGACUAACGUGUGAGUAAUCCAACACUGCUGUCAAUCAUUACUCACCGCUUCAAAGCGCUGUCCCGUGACGCCUGUCCUCCGGCGAAAAGAACAGCGCCGAGUCGCGUACCCGGGCGGGCCUGUUGCUUGUCACCGAGGUCACGGCCAAUGACCCGGUCACCCCACUUUCAUGUGCUCCUGCUCAGGGACAACAAACAAGCCAGCCCACGCCAAGGGACCCCAGCGGGCCUUUUACAGGUGCAAACAUCCGGACUGCUACGCUUUACAAUACAGUGGAGCGUUGCAGAAGCUCCAACUCUAACCAAAACGUACGCAAAUGGAAGAAAUCAUGUAAAUACAAUUCAUCCAUUCCAGAAAGUCAUACAUUUUAAUACAAAACACAUUUUUAUAAUAGUUUUACAUGCAGAAAAGCGCUGCCCCGCAUUGAGAGGAGCCAGAUGAGGUGUCUCGGGCAUCUGGUAAGGACGCCUCCCUGGGGAGGUGUUCAGAGCACAUCUGACUGGUAGGCGGCCUUGGGGAAGACCCAGGACACGGAGAGAGUAUAGCCUCAUUUACAAUUUCACGCACUUUGUCCCUGCAGUGGUACGCAAUUCGGCGUGCCAAGUAAAGAGUAAAUUGGUGUGAAGUAUGUGUAAACUGUGCGGGCUGUGUGUAUCAAAGCUUGCACCAUUCACAUGAAUGGCUUAUUCGGGGGGAAUUCUCAGGUAAUUUCUACAUUGUCUUGGGUCCUCCUUGUGAAUUUUUGUUAAUAACUCAUCAUAAGCAAUUCCCUCUCCCACACUGUCGGUGUCUUUUCUUUUUUUCUAGUUUAUUGCCUCCUUCCUGGUCUUUGCACAUUCUCUACCUGCAAGAAAAUACUGUAUAGACUGACCUUACUUUAUUGCAUGAGCUUCUUUCUCUGGAGUUCAACAUCUUUAAAGUUCCUUGCAAAUUGUGGAAUUAAUGAAGCUAAUGCCUACUGUUGCGUGGUGUCAUGCGGGAUGCAGUGGGACCACGACUGCUUCACGGAUGCAGGAAGUGGUGGUAACAAUGCGUGUCGUGCGUACUAUUGUAAUGCACUAGAGAUAAACACUACUUCACAAGGUGUAAAGUCGUGCGAGUGAGCCAUUUCAUGAGUCAUUUCAUGCCAAUGCACAAGUGCAUAAUUUAUGCAUAAACAGAAAACAAACAGAGCGCAAACUAGUCCUCACACUUCAGGCGUGCCUUAAAGAAAUAAAUAAAUGAGUUGUUAAUAGCAAUGUUUUACGAACCGGCGCUAGUUGGAGACCGCGGGGGUUGUUUGCUUUUGUAAACUAUCAGAGACUCUGCGGAGAAAGAUGUCAAAUGUGCAUUUUUGUUUUUAUGUUAUUAUGUUGCCUGGUUUGAACCAUUUUUUUCAUAUAUCAGCGUUUGCAUGCAAUUUCUGACGGAAUGUCAGUUUCCUUUGCUGUCCUCUGCUGGUUCAUAUUGUGUAGUACCAUCCAGCUUUACCUAUUACUUUGACAGAGAGAAGAGUUCAUUCACUCAUUUGCCAAUUUGGAGUGUUUUGCUUGUUUCUUAGGAAAUGAACUGAACUAUUGCGUCUUCAUACAGCCUGUGUGUGUGCGCGCGCGCGCGCGUGCGUGCGUGCUGGGGGUGGUGCAUGGUUGCACAGAAACAGCACAGCGACGGCAAGAAGAGCGUUCCAGUUACUGAGUAACUCCGAGCAGGAGUCUUGUACUCGCCUUUGCCCUAAUGGCCUUUCACCUUUGCGAACCACGUGAAGCAGGCCUGCAUGCUGACUCCACACACACAUACACACACACGCACACACUACACCACCAACGCUGGAGCAUUUAGUGGAAUUUCCCCCGAUAGCGGAGGAGCAUCAUGUGAAAGAUGGAAAGUAGGUUUUAUUGUCCCGUUGUCACACAAUGACUCAACGCUUACUUCACCCUGUCACCAUUUCUGUCGUUUAUGUUCGGUCCGACACUUUAGAGACCAGAAUGUGUCUUGUUUUUUUCUCCCACGUUUGCUCAUUAAGAUUUGCGUUGCACCUUUUUUUUGUAAUUAUUAAAAUCUCUCAACUACUUAAACAUCAAAA
This is a messenger RNA of Dunckerocampus dactyliophorus (ringed pipefish), 10149 nucleotides long. RefSeq names its product component of oligomeric golgi complex 6 (gene cog6). NCBI's taxonomy places the organism in Eukaryota, Metazoa, Chordata, Actinopteri, Syngnathiformes, Syngnathidae. Gene Ontology annotation, cellular component: COG complex. The transcript has 19 exons. The coding region runs from base 49 to 2004 and encodes 651 amino acids. Gene Ontology annotation, biological process: intra-Golgi vesicle-mediated transport. The record is from RefSeq and is a predicted model, not a curated record.